AUGGGCUCCUUUUCCCCCGAUCCGCCCAAGCCCUGGGUCGAGACGCCCCUCGUCUUCUCACCACCCAUAUCUCGCGCAGCAGGAUGCAACAUCUUUCUGAAGCUGGAGAACUGCCAACCAUCAGGCUCCUUCAAGUCUCGCGGCAUUGGGAACAUGAUGUCCAUAGCCCUGACCUCGCUAUGCCAAGCCGGUUCUCCCUCACAGCUGCCACCAAGGGUACAUUUCUACUGCUCGUCGGGCGGCAACGCCGGCCUGGCCUGCGCAACCACAGCCAUCGCCCUCGGCAACAGCCCGGUCACCAUUGUCGUGCCCACCAGCGCGUCCGAGUUUAUGGUGUCCAAGCUGCGCGACCUGGGCGCCGAGGUAAUCCAGACGGGCGCCACUUGGGCCGAGGCCGACGCCUACCUGCGCGAGACCUUCCUCAAGACCACCACCAAUACCGAAGAAGAUGAGAGGCGCGUCUAUGUCCCGCCCUUUGACCACCCAGACAUCUGGUCCGGCGUGGCAACGCUCGUCGGCGAGAUUGUCCGCCAGCUCCCACACGGCAACAGCGGCGACGGCCAGCCGGUGACUCUGGACGGUGUGGUGUGCAACGUCGGGGGAGGCGGCUUGCUGAACGGGGUUAUGGAAGGGCUGGAGCGGAACGCCAAACUACUCGCGCCCUCCAAACCCAAGGUGCUCGCCGUCGAGACGGUCGGCGCCGACAGUCUGUUCGCCAGCGUUCAGGCCGGGCGCCUGCUCACGCUGCCCGGCAUCACCUCCGUCGCCCUGUCGCUUGGCGCCACCCGGGUAUCGGCCAAGACGUGGGAGUGGGCCACGAGUGCUAAGGGGAACCUCAUCAGCGCCACCGUGACAGACAAGGAGGCCGUCAUGGGGUGCGCGCGGUUUUUGGACGAUGCCAGGAUGCUGAUCGAGGUGGCCUGUGGUGCGACGGUGGCCAUGGCCUAUAACGGGGGUUUAAGGAGGCAUUUGGGCGAGGGAUUGACGGAUGAGGAGUGGGCGAAGAAGAAUGUCGUUUUGGUGGUUUGCGGGGGGUCGAAUGUCAGCUGGGAGAUUCUGAACAAGCAAAAGAAGGCGUUUGGGAUAGAGUAG
This is a messenger RNA of Canariomyces notabilis, 1092 nucleotides long. Its product is annotated as tryptophan synthase beta subunit-like PLP-dependent enzyme. NCBI's taxonomy places the organism in Eukaryota, Fungi, Ascomycota, Sordariomycetes, Sordariales, Chaetomiaceae. Gene Ontology annotation, biological process: L-threonine catabolic process; L-serine catabolic process. The record is from RefSeq and is a predicted model, not a curated record. Bases 1 to 1092 code for a protein of 363 amino acids. The transcript is spliced from 2 exons. Gene Ontology annotation, molecular function: threonine deaminase activity; L-serine ammonia-lyase activity; pyridoxal phosphate binding.